Striga hermonthica is the source of this 1440-nucleotide messenger RNA. Lineage: Eukaryota; Viridiplantae; Streptophyta; Magnoliopsida; Lamiales; Orobanchaceae. The record is from the annotation of a GenBank genome assembly.
AUGUUCGACGUCUCCAUAUUCCUCCGCCACAACUUUGCGCGUGUCUGGUCCGUGGCUCCGCCUUCUCUGACCUCCCUCGAGCUCGGUUACAUCUCCUCCGUGAUGGUAACCGAGCUUCUCAGCCCUGCCGCGGCCCCCCCGAACCACCACUUCCCCCCACCUCCGCCUAACCAUUUUCCUAACCUACAGAGACUUUCCCUCUCGGUCGACUACAUAACCGACACCAUGAUAAACACCCUCUCCACAAACCUCACUUCCCUAACACACCUCGAUCUCCGCGACUCCCCCAUCAUGGAACCCCGCAUGGCCUUUGACCUCACGAACACCGGCCUCCAAAAAGUAAACUCUCACGGCAAACUCAAACACCUCAGCCUAAUCAGAAGUCAAGAAAUUUCCCCUGCAUACUUCAAACGAGUCAACGACCUCGGUAUCCUCCUCAUGGCCGACAAGUGCUCGUCCAUGGAGAGCAUCUGCCUCGGCGGCUUCUGCCAGGUCACCGACACGGGCUACCGAACUAUUCUCCACUCAUGCUCGAAGCUCUUAAAGCUCCGAGUCUUCAACGGGACCCACCUAACCGACCUCGUAUUCCACGACAUCUCUGCCACGUCACUUUCUCUAACCGACGUCGGCCUCCGUUGGUGCCACCUGUUGACCAACUCGUCCAUUGCCCGCGUGGCGUCCAACCGGGACCUCCUCACGCUAGACUUUCGGGACUGUAAAAGCCUCGGUGACGAGGCCCUCCGAGCCAUCAACAGCCUUCCCAAGCUAAAAACCUUACUCGUCGAUGGCUGUGAUGUAACCGAUUUGGGCAUCUCGUAUCUGAGCAAGGGCUCGAUGAGGAGCCUCGUUUCUUUAUCGUUGCGUGGUUGUAAGAGGCUCACGGACAGGUGCAUCUCGUUCUUGUUCGACGGGAAUUCGAAUCCGGAGCUCAGAGUGUUGGACCUCUCGAACCUGCCGAGGAUUUCCGAUGCGGGAGUGCUCCAGCUGGCGAGGAGUCGGGUCCCGAUAACCGAGCUUCGGAUGAGGCAGUGCCAGCUCAUCGGGGACACGUCGGUUAUGGCAUUGGCUUCGAUGAGGGUAGACGAGAGGGUUUGGUGCGGGAGCACUUUGAGGUUGUUGGAUGUUUACAACUGUGGUGGGAUUACGCAGCUUUCGUUCCGGUGGCUGAAGAGGCCAUAUUUCCCGAGGCUGAGGUGGCUGGGUGUGACGGGUUUUGUUAAUCGAGAGAUGGUGGAUGAGCUGGCGAGGGGUAGGCCAUAUGUGCACGUGGUGACGCGCGGGGAGGAGCUCGGGGCAGAUCACUGGGAUGAGACGAGCGAUGUUUAUGGCGGGGAGGAGGUUGAGGAGGUGGAUGAGUUUGAGGAGUGGCUUCUGGCUGAGAAUAUGGAGGAUGGUGAUGGUGAUGAUGAUGAUGAUGUGGACAUGGAUGACUUGUUUUGA